Messenger RNA from Cynara cardunculus var. scolymus (artichoke), 781 nucleotides. RefSeq names its product glycine-rich RNA-binding protein 2, mitochondrial-like. The transcript is spliced from 5 exons. The record is from RefSeq and is a predicted model, not a curated record. Lineage: Eukaryota; Viridiplantae; Streptophyta; Magnoliopsida; Asterales; Asteraceae. Gene Ontology annotation, molecular function: RNA binding. Bases 169 to 582 code for a protein of 137 amino acids.
AUCACUGGCCAGUCUACAAAUCUGAGAAAUUGCUGCGAGCCACUUUCUUUUGGUAAAUCUCAUAAACCCUAGCCGCGGUACCCGGAUUUCUUUUUUCCUUAAACCCUAAAUUAUUCAAUUUCACUUCUUUUUUUUCUCAUACAGGUUCUUUGAACUUGAACAACUGAAAUGGCUUUCUACAACAGAAUUGGAAGCCUCAUGAGGCAAUCUAUCUCCCAGACCACUGUAUCCAACGGGAAUGCGAAAGGACCUUCUAUGUUUAAUGCUUUUCGCUGCAUGUCUUCGAAGCUCUUUGUUGGUGGUCUUUCUUAUCAAACUGAUGACCACUCCUUAAAGGAAGCAUUUUCCGGCUUUGGGGAUGUAGUUGAAGCAAGAGUGAUCACCGACCGGGAAUCUGGAAGGUCCAGAGGAUUUGGGUUUGUGAACUACACUAGCGAUGACAGUGCAAAAGAGGCUAUGACAGCUAUGGAUGGACAGGAACUGAACGGGCGCUCAAUUCGUGUUAGUUUAGCCACCGAACGUGCACCCCGUACAGGUGGUUUUUCUGGUGGCGGUGGUGGUUAUGGAAAUGACCGAUACUAAGCAAGCUCAUGGUAAUUUCUGCCUGUCAAGUGAUCUCAUUGUCUAUAUGCUUAGACCAUGAUAGUUUACCAGGAUUUAUGGAUGAUUGUAAUCGAAUUCGGUACCUAUGGACUGCCUGCAAAUGCAAUGCUUGUUUUUUUAUAUAGAAGUACUACUAAACGAGUAUAGUCGGUCUAUCAAUUGCAAUGAGAUUUAUUUC